Molecule: messenger RNA, 986 nt
Organism: Budorcas taxicolor (takin)
Lineage: Eukaryota; Metazoa; Chordata; Mammalia; Artiodactyla; Bovidae
Gene: EDN2
Product: endothelin 2
Exons: 5
Coding region: 4-537 (177 amino acids)
Biological process (GO): intracellular calcium ion homeostasis; vein smooth muscle contraction; regulation of vasoconstriction
Cellular component (GO): extracellular region
Molecular function (GO): endothelin B receptor binding; hormone activity
Source: RefSeq, a predicted model, not a curated record
GCGAUGCCUACCGCCUUGUGCUCCAUCGCUCUAGCCCUGCUCGUGGCCCUGCACGAAGGCAAGAGCCAGGCCUCUACCACCCCCAUCCCAGAGCAACCAGCGCCCUUGCCCCGGGCCCGAGGCUCCCACCUGCGGACUCGACGCUGCUCCUGCAGCUCCUGGCUCGACAAGGAGUGCGUCUACUUUUGCCACCUGGACAUCAUCUGGGUGAACACUCCCGGACAGACAGCUCCUUACGGCCUGGGAAACCCGCCAAGACGCCGGCGCCGCUCUCUGCCAAGACGCUGUGAAUGCUACAGUGCCAGGGACCCCGCCUGUGCCACCUUCUGCCAUCAAAGGCCCUGGACGGAUGCGGUGGCAGUCCCACGCAGUGGGUCCCCUGCAGCUGCGUUCCAGGAUGGCAAGACGCGGGCCACGGCAGGAGAGCUCCUCCAGCGCCUGAGGGUUAUUUCUGGAACCAAGAUCCACUUUGCUAGGCAACAGCAGAAGACGACGAGGGAGACCAGAUCUACACACUCCAGGCAGAGGAAGAGAUAGCUCUCGACUCUGGGAGAACUUUGGGAAGGAAGCCUGUGUGGAUACAGGAGGAGAGGGGCAUCCCAGAGCUGGGAGACCUUCCGACCUGUUUCCUGGGCCAGAAAACCCAGCUGCUGGAGCAGGCACAAGUUCUGGCCUCCUCACCCUGGAGAGGGGGCCUCGCUCAAGGCAGCUCCGUGACACCAGGAAAGUCAUCAGGCCCCAGGCUGCAGCGUGGCCUCCCACACUGGCUCCAGUUCCAAGGCCCUGCUGAAAGGAAUGGCAUGCGGAAUGUGCUAACCUGGAGGUGUCCUGUCUGGUGGCUGUGAACCAGAAACAAUAUGCAGUGGUGGGCACUCACACCUAAGCCAGCCGCAGAGGCCGAAUGAGUCCUUCCAGGGUUGAAGUCCCGGCCACCCCCUACCCCCUGCCCCCGGUCUGUCCCCUCCAGCCCUCCCUCUCCAAUGUCC